Molecule: messenger RNA, 8355 nt
Organism: Neoarius graeffei (lesser salmon catfish)
Lineage: Eukaryota; Metazoa; Chordata; Actinopteri; Siluriformes; Ariidae
Gene: arhgap23a
Product: Rho GTPase activating protein 23a
Exons: 24
Coding region: 627-6029 (1800 amino acids)
Biological process (GO): signal transduction
Molecular function (GO): protein binding
Source: RefSeq, a predicted model, not a curated record
AGGAAAGAGGAGGUUGAGAAGACUAAGACAAGAAGAAUGAAACAAAGAAAGUGUGUGUGUGAGAGAGAGAGAGAGAGAGAGAGAGAGCAGUCAGCGUUUGAUGCUAACCUAAUCCAGUCAGUGAGUCAGAUACAUUUAUUUUAACUUGGAUGACCAGCUUUUCCAGCUGCUGACCGGCUCUUUUGGAUUUACUAUCUCACCACAUGCCACACACACACGUUGACGCUCCUAUACACGCCAUACGGCAGCUUGAAGUCUGCAGGCUGGAUCUGCUUUCAUCUCCGGAUGUGCCACCACAGUUGGAACACACCAGUCUACGUCUGGUGCAUGUGUGUGUCUGUCUGUGUGUGUGUGUUUUCUGAGCCUGUUGGAUUGACAAGGAACUUGUUGGAUUAACUGUGGAAUGCUGAGCUACUCCCAUCAAGGAAAAACGUGGAAUAUUGUGGAAGGAGUUCAAGAGUUUGGAAUUCUUUCCUCCCUUCAGUGAUGCUUUUGGCUUUUUAAGCCUUUUUCAUUUUCUUCUCUGCUCAGUUUGGAGUCUGGAAGUCUGAGAUGAGCUCUCUAUGACUGACGCUCCAACAAGUUUGUCCUCGUGGAAGCGUGUGUGUGUGUGUGUGUAGAAUUACAUGUGUAGCUGUGCGAUGUUGACAGCAGCUGAGUUGCCCAUGGUAAUGCCUGCUGCCACUGCGUUUCCACGACUCGGUGAUAGAAAGUGGAGUUUUUGGGACGUGGUGGGGGUGGACUGUAGCGCUCCCGAGCCACGCUGCAUCUGGGUAGCCGUGUUCCGGGAUGACUCGGUCAUCACGCACACUCCCAGCAUUGAAUCUGCACCGACUCGACCCAGAACAGCAUCAUGUGACAACAGGACAAAGGAGCGAAGAGAUGGGAUUUCAUCGUCCAGUGAUAACCCUCGGCCGGUCCUGGGGGGCGGAGCUGAAGGCCGGAGUGUGUCCUGGCAAGGCCCGCGGACGCUGGUGCUCCAUAAGAACUCUCAGGGCUUCGGCUUCACGCUGCGGCACUUCAUUGUAUAUCCGCCUGAGUCGGCUUUGCACACUAGCCUCAAGGAUGAUGAGAAUGGAAACGGCAAAGGUCUACAGCGAAGUCAGCUGGAACCAAUGGACACCAUAUUUGUGAAGAAUGUGAGGGAGAAAGGCCCUGCUCACCAGGCUGGUUUGUGCACAGGUGACAGAUUAGUAAAGGUGAAUGGUGAGAGUGUACUGGGUAAGACAUACUCCCAGGUGAUAGGACUAAUUCAAAACAGUGAGAGUGUAUUGGAACUUUCCAUAAUGCCAAAGGAUGAGGAUGUACUGCAACUGGCGUACUCUCAUGAUGCCUACUUGAAAGGGAACGCGCCAUUUACAGGAGGGGCCCAGAAUAUUCCUACACCGCCCCCUCUGUGCUACCCACCACGUUCCCAGCCUCAUCCAAGCCACACCCCCUGCCCUGCCCCUUCUCGGUCCCCCCACAUGGGACAGAACCAGCUGGACAACUGGAGCCGCUGGCCCGGCUCUGCCUCCAGCCCAUCCCCACCACUUGACAACCGGACAAGUGCACCUACCACCACCAGUAUGGCCUGGGCAUCAGAAAGCCGUGAAGCGGGUGGUGUCAGCCACAGCAGCCCUGCCCAUCGCACAGAGGAAAUCCGGUAUGGCAUGACUGAGAGAGGACGUUCAUUCUCUUCCUCAUCUUCUACAAGUCCACCGCACCACACUCACCAUGGGAACAACAGCAAGGACAACUUGUCACGGGGCAACCCACCAAAACCUGCACCGGUGUCAAGUUCAAGCCGCAGUGAACGCGCCCAACAGGCUCUCACUAAUUGGUACUACAACCAGGUGUCAGAACGGGAACGGGAACGCUCAACUGUUCGCUCUCUACACCACCGACAACGCAGUUUCUCUCAGGACCGUCUGGGAGAGAUAAACCGAAGCAGACGGACACAUAGGACUGAUUUUCCCCAGAGUGCCUCUCAGGACACGUUGCUGUACCCGGGGCAACAUCCUCAUUGGAUGCAGGUCCUGCCUUCUACCUGCCAGAACCGUUCUCGGUCUGAGAACCUUCUCCGCAGUCGCUACGGGCACUCGGGUCGCUCAUUAGAGGCUUUAGACCAGGUACUUUCCCCAAUGUCGCCGCACCACAAGAGACAAGCCUGGCAUCAACAGCACCAGAAGCAGGGAAGUCAUUUUAGCCUGGCACAGACACCAUCUAAUGCCCGUCAUGUGCAAGUUCAACGCCAACACCAAUCCCAAGCUUCAGAGCAGCACCGUUGUCAACAACACCCAACCCAACAGCACCAACACCCACCAAAGCAUCAAAAUCAAAUGCAUUCAUCACAACAUCCACCCCAGAGCCGCCGUUUGACCUCUUGCCAGAGUGUGGAUCAGGAGCAGAUCGGCUACCGCAGCUACAGUCCCUCCUUUAACCGCAAGAGUGGACGAAUCCUGCAGCAUGCCCAAUCAUUCCGGGACCCGUCCUACACAGGCCCACGCCUCAGCUGGACCAGUCUUCAAGAGGGCAUGGCUUCAUCUCCCACUCCAUCACCUGCCCCUCCUGCUUGCUCAGUGUCUGGUGAAGGACAGGAUGGAACUCAUCGUCCAACUAACCAUGAAAGAGAGGGCGGAGAGAUAGAACCGGAGAUCCAAGCGCAGGUCCAAGAGGUGGUACUAAGACAAAAGCCACCCAUGGGCCGAAGGGCUGACCGCCGACUCCCUCUGGCACUCGACGGUAGUGACCCUCUACUUUUCACCUCGGACCCUGAGGAAGCUCUGCUCAAGUCAGAGGGUUCUUCCUCCCAACAGCACGCGAAUGGUAAUUUAGCACCGCUCUCUGUGGAGGAUGACUCGCUGGCCUCUAUCCCCUUCAUUGAUGAGCCAACCAGCCCGAGCGCAGAUCUGCGGGCGUGUCACGUCCCCGCCUCGUCCGUCGUGUCCAGCGGCGGCCUUAAAUCCGCCCCUCCUGCGGGGACGAGCCCCGCCUCCCCAACCUUCACCUUCCCCCUCAGCCGCCUCUCCUCCCACGACUGCAGCAACAUCAAGUCCAGUCGCCGCUCGUCUUAUCUGUUGGCCAUCACCGAACGCUCCAAGUCAUGUGACGAGGGACUCCACACUCUCAGAGACGACGGGCGGACCUUCUCGAGGUUGCCAAAGAGAGUUAAAAGCUUCUUCGGUGAUGGGUCUCUGGACAGCUUGACGGCGGCUGAUGAGGCUCGCUCUAAGCGGCACUCUGCCUCAGAGCUGGGCACCAUCAGCUACAGUGACGUGAGGAAAGAAGGAUGGCUGCACUACAAACAGAUCCAUACUGAGAAGGGCAAGAAGGUGGGCAGUGCCAUUCGCCCCUGGAGACGGGUCUACUCAGUGCUGCGUUUCAGUGCACUCUACCUGUACAAAGACAAGCGGGAGGCACUGCUGAAGGGUGUCGCCCUGGGAGGCGGAUCCGAAGACGAGCAACCGAUCAGCAUCCGCGGCUGCCUGGUGGACAUCGCGUACAGUGAGACGAAGCGUAAGAACGCGCUGCGACUGACCACGCAGGACUUCUGCGAGUACCUGUUGCAGGCUGAAGACCGAGAUGACAUGCUGGAGUGGAUCAGAGUGAUCCAGGAAAACAGCAAGACUGACAGCGAGGAGUUGGGAUUCUCUCGACAAGCUCUCAUCAGUAAGAAACUGAAUGACUACAGGAAGCAGAGUCCGACAGGUAAUAAGCCUGACUCGUCUCCCCGAGUUCCACGCAUGACCUUCUUGCUCACCAAGGCCGACAACAGCAGUGCGCCCCCACGCUCCCCCAAACACGAAGCCAAAGAGGAGAGCAGUCCCCCCAAAUCUCCCUGGGGUAUCAACUUUAUGAAGAAAGCGAAGAAGGCGGAUCCGAAAGCGUUUGGAGUCCGGCUGGAGGAUUGCCAACCCGCCUCUAAUAACAAGUUUGUUCCCCUGAUAGUGGAGAUCUGCUGUGGCUUGGUAGAGGAGAUGGGUCUGGAGUACACGGGAAUCUACAGGGUGCCAGGUAACAACGCUGUAGUGUCCAGCCUGCAGGAACAACUCAACAAGGGCGGUGACAUUAACACUACAGAGGAGCGGUGGCAGGACCUGAACGUGGUGAGCAGCCUGCUCAAAUCUUUCUUCCGCAAGCUCCCAGAGCCCCUCUUUACUGAUGACAAGUACAAUGACUUCAUCGAUGCCAAUCGUAUGGAGAAUCCAAGUGACAGGAUGAAGACCUUGAAAAAACUGAUCCAUGAUUUGCCAGAUCAUUACUUCCACACUCUGAAGUUUCUAAUUGGUCAUCUAAAGACUGUAGCCAAUCACUCGGAGAAAAAUAAGAUGGAACCUCGUAACUUGGCACUAGUGUUCGGACCCACUCUUGUGAGAACGUCGGAGGACAACAUGACAGACAUGGUCACCCACAUGCCUGACCGCUACAAAAUCGUCGAGUCUCUCAUCCAACAUUAUGCCUGGUUCUUCAGCGAGGAACACGACCAGGAUGAAAAGACGCCGGUGGACACAGAGGACGUUCAGCCCGCCCCCAACAUAGACCACCUCUUAUUGAACAUUGGCCGAGCUGGCCUUCUGGGCGAGAUCUCAGACUCAACCAACAGUGAUUCAGCAAAAUCAAAGGGCUCAGGAGGCUCAAAACGUGACCUCACAGCCAAGGACUUCCUGACGACGCUGGCCAUCAUGUCUGCUGUAACUCGGAGGCGCAGAAAACGACCUGUUGCCGGCCUCCUGGGCAGCAGCACUGACGACGACUCGGAACAGGAGCCGAUCAGAGCCGAUCUCACUGUGGAGGGAGAGGGGGAGGGAAAGGAGACGGAGCGGUGUGAAUCUGACACAGCUCCGCGUGCAGAAGCAGAAGAGGAUGAUGAUGAGGAAGCGGAAGAAGAUGACGAAGAGAAUGUGGAAGUGACUAUGGCCUCACCAGGCAAGGACAAACCCGGAAUGCCUUGUGAGGAAGAAGCGCACUCGGUGAUACUCAGCGAGGAAGAGGACCAGAGGUCGGAGACGAAAGGUCGCGGCUGGAGAGGGGAUGAUGCACGUUCUAUUGUCUCGGGUUACUCCACUCUGUCUACGCUAGGGCGGAGUUUAGCGUCCGAGGGGCGAGGUGACGACGCAGAUGACGAGCAGAGCGAGCUGGUGAGUGAGACGGACAAUGAAAGCGGCUUUGCCUCACGCUCUCUCACGCAGGAGCGUCCUGAGAAACGCACACCACCUCCAUCAAAUACACACACCUCACCCGAACCGACGGCACCACGCAGCUUCCUGUACACACACUGCAAAGCCUCCAACCCUGCUCCCGCUCCUGCUCCCGCUCCCACUUCCAUUCAAGCGCCUCCUCUCGCUCCUUCCAAACGCCCCACCCCUGAGCCUGUAGAACGAGGAACUGAAAGUGCAGCACGAUCCUCCACUCCCUCCACCUCCUCCUCCACUGCUUCCCAGCGCCUCCAAAACCGACCCUCCUUCAACUCCCAUCGUCUCAUUCAGUGUGACACUUUAGCACGUCGACGCCUAAAAGCAGAAAAGGCCAAAGCCCGUUCUCUAGAUCCUUUAGAAGUCUGUAACGCUUCACCCACCGAGGAGGAACCACAGUCCAACAAAGGGCGAAUGAGAACCAGCCUUCCGGAAUCCACCCCUUCUCACUCCGCAUCCAGUAGUCACCUGUUAGCUCCACCUCCUGCCCUGGGCUCCACCUCUGGCUCUGCAAGUCAGGCAUCACUGGUAGAGCAGGUGCGUGCACGUCUGCUCGGUUCAGUGGAGGACAUGCGUUCUGUGGGACUGAGGAAACCUCUCUCGCCCGAGACGCGCCGGCGGAGGCGGGCCUGGAGGAGACACACGGUGGUCGUCUCACCUACUGAGGCCUCCCACCAAAGCGUUCAAGUCCCCUCCGUUAACAACAACAACAAACCUCCGGCCCCGCCCCCUAAACCUUUCGUUUUAAUCCACCAUAUUGGGGAUAAGCCCAUCCCUGUUCUCCAGCGCUCCGCAGCCGACACCUCUUCAUCGCGCCAGGCUCCGCCUACCUUGCAGUUCCACGAAUGCUUGUGACAGCAUUUGAAUCACAGUAAUCGGAUUCUUUAGAACAGAGUGUGUAUAUGGACGUUUCACACCAAUACCCCAUUUUCCAUUAACAUGGUGCUCGUUCUGGGAGCCUGGGAUCAUUUUUUAAAAAGUCGACCUACAUUUCCACUGGGAGAAGAACUAAUAUUUAUACGUUUUACCUCGUUUUGUCAGCAAAGUCCGUGAACAGAGCUCAGAGGCAUCACAGGCCGUGACUACACCUAAGACAGCUUACCUUUAGCUACACUACCGUUCAAAAGUUUGGGGUCACCCAGACAAUUUUGUGUUUUCCAUGAAACGUCACACUUUUAUUUACCACCAUAAGUUGUAAAAUGAAUAGAAAAUAUAGUCAAGACAUUUUUCUGGCCAUUUUGAGCAUUUAAUCGACCCCACAAAUGUGAUGCUCCAGAAACUCAAUCUGCUCAAAGGAAGGUCAGUUUUAUAGCUUCUCUAAAGAGCUCAACUGUUUUCAGCUGUGCUAACAUGAUUGUACAAGGGUUUUCUAAUCAUCCAUUAGCCUUCUGAGGCAAUGAGCAAACACAUUGUACCAUUAGAACACUGGAGUGAGAGUUGCUGGAAAUGGGCCUCUAUACACCUAUGGAGAUAUUGCACCAAAAACCAGACAUUUGCAGCUAGAAUAGUCAUUUAGCACAUUAGCAAUGUAUAGAGUGGAUUUCUGAUUAGUUUAAAGUGAUCUUCAUUGAAAAGAACAGUGCUUUUCUUUCAAAAAUAAGGACAUUUCAAAGUGACCCCAAACUUUUGAACGGUGGUGUACGUAACUUGAUUGUGCGACUUUGUAGCAGCAGCAGCAGCAGCAGUUUUGCUAGCAUUAGCUUUACUAAUGUAGCUACUAUUUAGUUACUUGUGAGUCACAUCAGCAACAUUCAUCAUUUUCCGAAAAUCCUCCUGUUCAUGUCUUGUUUUAAAGGUAGCCAUGAAAAUAACUUGAGCUGCUCAAAUUGUUGUCAUGGCAACAAAAUGCCACCGAACCAAAAACCCAAAAUUAUCAUUUUUGGCUCCAGAUUAGUAGCGUUUUAAUGCUGGAACCAAACAAAUAUCCCCGACGAUUUUGAGAUGAUACGCCUGCUUGGGAAUCAGCAUCGGCACCUCGUUGGUGGAAGAAGGGUAUCAAUGAACGGGUUCGCUAACUGUGUGUUUUCUUCUUCUCAUUCAUAGCUGCUCUGCUUGCAUGGCACAGGGCUUCUUUUAAACGUUGCCAAAGUUUUUAUUCUCUCUCGUUAAAUCCUUUUUAGUGCUCUUUUAACACAGUGUUACAAAAGGGCCAGAGAGCAGCGGGGUCUCUGUGUAACAUUUGAAAGAACUGCCAGGCUUCUUGCCACACACUCACACUGGGGUCAUUGUGUGUUUCGGUGCUUCACUGUGUGCUCCCUUAAGAUGCGUCCUCAUUCUCUCACUGUGUCGAAUGGAGGGAAUGCCAAAUUAAAAUUCCCCCCACUUUUACCUUCCCGUUUUCCUGUUACCAUGACGAUGCUGCCUCAUCACAGAUCCCGGGACGAUUAUAAAGGGUACACAAACAUUUACACAAACACACACAUCCUUUCAUCCACUCAACUGCAGACUUCAGCAAAGUAUUAAUGCAGUAUUAGCGAGGCAGUGUUUGCCGACGUCAGAUGUGUCGAAACCGACCUUUGACCCCUAACCUCACUGGUGUCCCUAUGAUGUUAUUUUGAAAAACCACAAGACAAAUUGUGAUGUGGUCACAACACACACACACACACACACACACACACACAUAGAGCACAUGCUGCUCGUUCUAAGCAUUUCUUCAUCUGUGUAUAUUUGUGUGUCUGAAACGGUUUGUGUAUAAUGUGUAUGUAUGUAUGUAUGUAUGUGCGUUCAGCUAUUUUGUAACAUUUGUACAAAGCCUUGCUAAGUUAAUCUUGUAAAUAUGCAUAUAAUAUUUUGUUUUUAAUUUUCUUUUGUUUUGUUUUUAUAUGGUUUACAAAAGUGCACAUAGGUGCACGAUCAUUUCUUUUAAGAUUUUACUUGAAAUGGUUUCUUUGAUGUUUCGUUUUGUAUACAGUAUAUAUAAAAUAUAUAUUAUAUAUUUUGUAUGAACAUAAUAAGUACUUUUGUUUGGGGUGUUAUUUGUUUUAAACAAAACGAACAGAACUAAACCUCCGAUAAGACUGUUGUUUAUUUCCUCAUAAAUGGCCUUUUCUCUGUGACUUACCAGUACUAUGCAGAACUCCAUACACCUCAAUGCAAAGAAAAGAACUUUAACCUGCAGAAGUGUGUCUGUUCAAUGGCCUGUCACAUGCUAUAAUAAAUUCCUUAUUGCUGGGCAUUGCCA